AUGUCCAAGACGAGGCCGCCUGAAAACCACUCGCUCUUCUUCGCCACAGUCUUGCUCACGGCCAACAACAGCGUGGGAUCAUGCCCUGCCGCAACUGCGCCGCCUUCCCGCACAACAAGCCCCCUGCCGUCUCGAACCGUCUCCCCAUCAUACCCGAUACCAACAGGCCUCACUGGCGUGCUCCCGCGGACCCGGGGCGACAAGGACUGGCCCUCCUUGAACGCGGCACUUGGCGCUGCCUACGCGGUGCUGGUUGGCUGCCGGGGCGAAAACAGCACGUCCGACGUCGAUGGCUCGGAGACCAUGCGCUGUCUGUCGGAACACGUCUCUAGAUGGCGAUUCUGCGCAAAGGGGGUCGAGAUGGGCGCCAGGCGGCGGCAGCAGCGGCAGCAGCAGCAGCAGCGUCACGGCUCCUCGUGCGCCGGUCUUGUAAAUGCGGUUUCGCUAGCUUUCGACGAUGCAUAUUUCCAUGCUUCCAGCUCGUCGCGCGCCCUCGCAGCGGCGAGUCUGCAUCAGCUUCACAUCAUCCAACCCAAGUGUCUCUCACCUCGGCACCUCGGCUCUAUCUGGCAGAACCCUUGGACAGACACAACCACUGCCCCGGCCCCCCAUAUUUCCCCGUUGAACGCCCAAACGACGUCAUCCAAUGCUUCGUUUGUUUCCGAGCCCUGUCUAUCGCUGCUUGUCCAUCUACCCCAGUCGUCCGCAAGGCCGGUUGCCAAUGGACGUGAACAACAAGGAGCUCAUCCCACUCCACCCAUCAUCAUCAUCAUCAGCAUCAGCAUCAGCAUCAGCAUCAGCAUCAGCAUCAGCAUCAGCAUCAGCAUCAGCAUCAGCAUCAGCAUCAGCAUCCUAUCAUCGCCUCCCGUACCGCCGUCAUUUCUUAUUGCAAACAUAGGGGAAGCCUUCUGCCAUCAUUUGCGCGCACACCGGGUCAAUCUGCACUUUGUCGGCUUCGGGACUCAAUAA
This is a messenger RNA of Ustilaginoidea virens, 969 nucleotides long. RefSeq lists its product as uncharacterized. Bases 1 to 969 code for a protein of 322 amino acids. The transcript is spliced from 3 exons. NCBI's taxonomy places the organism in Eukaryota, Fungi, Ascomycota, Sordariomycetes, Hypocreales, Clavicipitaceae. The record is from RefSeq and is a predicted model, not a curated record.